Messenger RNA from Perognathus longimembris pacificus (Pacific pocket mouse), 1269 nucleotides. RefSeq names its product serpin family A member 11 (gene Serpina11). NCBI's taxonomy places the organism in Eukaryota, Metazoa, Chordata, Mammalia, Rodentia, Heteromyidae. Gene Ontology annotation, molecular function: serine-type endopeptidase inhibitor activity. Gene Ontology annotation, biological process: negative regulation of endopeptidase activity. The coding region runs from base 1 to 1269 and encodes 422 amino acids. The record is from RefSeq and is a predicted model, not a curated record. The transcript is spliced from 4 exons.
AUGAGUCCAACAUGGCCGUGGUUGCUGGGAGCCGGGAUCCUGGCCUCUGUCCAUUGUCAGCCUUUCCCUGCCCAGGGGGAGAAGAAUCUGGGGCACCCCCCGACCCCCCAGCCUGACGCCUCGGAACCACUGCCUGCCUACCUCAAAGUCACACCCACCAUCACCAGCUUUGCCUUGCGUUUGUACAAGCAGCUGGCGGCGGGCACCCCGGGAAACAUCCUCUUCUCCCCCGUGAGCCUCUCCAGCACCUUGGCCCUGCUUUCCCUUGGGGCCCACGCGGACACCCCAACUCAGAUCCUGGAGGGCCUGGGCUUCAACCUCACAGAGACCCCAGCUGCCGACAUCCACCGAGGCUUCCAGAGCCUCCUGCGCACCCUGGACCUGCCCAACCCCAAACUGGAGCUGAACGUGGGAAACUCCUUGUUCCUCGACAAGGCCCUCAAGCCCCAGCGGCGCUUCCUGGACAGCAGCCAGGAGCUGUACGGGGCUGUCGCCUUUUCUGCCAACUUCACGGAGCCCGCCACCACGGGGAGGCAGAUCAACGGCUUCGUGAGGAAGCAGACGUAUGGGCGGGUCUCCGACUGCCUCCAGGAGUUCGGCCGAGACACCGUCCUGGUUCUUGUGAACUUCUUCUUCUUCAAAGCGAAGUGGAAGCAUCCUUUCGAUGGCUACCAGACCCGGAAGCAGGACAGCUUCCCCGUGGACGGGAAGCCCCCGCUCCGCGUGCCCAUGAUGCAGCAGAGGGAGAUGCACAGGUUCCUCUACGACCAGGAGGUGGCGUGCACCGUCCUCCAGAUAGAGUACAGCGGCCCGGCGCUGCUGCUGCUGGUCCUCCCCGACCCUGGGAAGAUGCGGCAGGUGGAGGCCGCCAUGCGGCCCGAGACCCUGAGGAGGUGGAGCCGACCCUCACGGCCCAGUCUGUUGGAUUUGCACUUGCCAAGGUUUUCAAUUUCUGGAACCUAUAACCUGGAAGAGAUCCUUUCCCAGAUUGGCCUGAGCAACCUGUUCAGUGUGGGAAGUGACCUGUCAGGAGUCAUGGGGCAGCUCAACAAAACCAUCUCUCGGGUGUCCCACACGGUGGUGAUGGACAUGAAUGAGAAAGGGACGGAGGCGGGGGCGGCCUCCGGCCUCCUCUCCCAGCCCUUGCCUCUGAAUGUGACGUGGACACCGCGUGCCCAGUUCAACAGGCCUUUCUUGCUGCUUCUUUGGGAGGUGACCACCCAGAGUCUACUCUUUCUGGGGAAAGUGGUCAACCCUGUUGCAGGGUGA